This is a messenger RNA of Quercus robur (English oak), 2370 nucleotides long. RefSeq lists its product as uncharacterized. Lineage: Eukaryota; Viridiplantae; Streptophyta; Magnoliopsida; Fagales; Fagaceae. The record is from RefSeq and is a predicted model, not a curated record. The transcript has 6 exons. Bases 1021 to 1695 code for a protein of 224 amino acids.
UUCAAUCAUAUCAACUCCUCUCUUCACUUCAUCUCUUCAUUUCAGUAAAGCAGAGCAUCUCCAUUCCAGUACUCCUAGAAGAAGCUCUCACUGGCCUGACCUCCUCACGCACAAUUUCACCGCUCCGAGCUUAGCCAACCACGCCAACGUGUCACGAUGGCACAUGAAUCACAAGAGGCAGAUGGGAAAAAGUGGCCUCCAUAUGUAGAACAUAUUUUUGUUGAGAUCAUGUUGGAGGAACAACGUAAUGGUAACAUGCCAAGCGGUGUGUUUAAGGGUCCUACAUGGGCAUCAAUUACAGCUGAACUUAACUAAAGGACCGGGAAAGACUUUAUCUUUAAGCAAGUUCAACAGAAGCACAAUAGGCUCCGACUCAAACAACGCAAAUGGAGCCAAUUGCUAAGACACACGGGGUUGGGGUGGGACGAGCAGACCCAAACAGUGACUUGUUCUGACGUGGUGUGGCAAAAUGUGAUUGCGGCCAAUCGUGGUGCAACUAACUUAAGGAAACAGGGGAUGCCCAGACUACCCAUCACUGCAGCAGUUGUUCGCCACUAGUACUGCGAUUGGGAACCUCCAGAUCUCUUCCCCUGAAUAGUGACGAGGAGCGUGUCCUAGAAGAAGAGAUUGCCAAUGCCAAUGCCGAUGCCGAUGCCGAUGCCGAUGCAAGUGCACCCACUCAACUGGACGAUGACUGUUACACCCCUAACUUUGAUAGUUUCCCACAAACUGUGGAGGAUGCUGAGGUUGAGGAGGUAACCUAGAGGGCGUAAAAACGUCAUGUGCAAGACGCAAGUGGCAAGGGUAAGAAGGCCUCGAAGAAGUCGGAUAGGGUGACUUAUGGCAUCCGGAAAUGACUGGUGGCGGGUGAUCUAAGAGUAUGACUUAGAUGAUGCAUACUUCAACAAUGUUGGUUCCAGCAAUGACUCUGAAUUUGAUGAUGAUGAUGAUUGGACCGAUUCGGAUUCCGAACGUGAAGAAGAGGCAGAGUUUAAUUUAGUGAAUCCUAUAGUUGGGGAGAUGUAUGCGUAUAUGCAGCGGCAUUAUGAUAAACAACCAAUGCGUGCUAGUGCGUUGACCGGUAAGGCGUAUAUGGACAAGGCCACUGAAGGUAAUGCUAUGAACUGUUAUGAGAUGUUCCGCAUGACACCUGAAUUACUAUUACAUUUAGUGGAUGAGUUGGCUCAACAUGGUUACUUGAGGGACGGACGUGGUGAGGUGAAUGUCACUCAGGCCGUGGCCAUGUUAUUGUACGUACUUGGACACAACACCCGCUUUAGAUGUGUUGCCGACAGGUUUCAGCACUCAACAGAAACCAUGUGCCGGCAUUUUCGUAAGGCGUUGCGAACUGUCCACCAUUACGCGAAGCAUUUAAUUAAACCUGAUCAGAAUGUCACAGGCCUCCCUAAACAUCUUCAAGUGAACAAGUACUGGCCAUGGUUUGAGAGAUGUAUAGGAGCAAUUGAUGGAACACACGUGAGUGCCCGACCUCCUAAAAAUGAGACUCAAGCACACAGGGACCGUAAGAGCCAUAUAACAACUAAUGUGCUGUGUGUGUGUGUAACAUGGACAUGCAGUUCACAUUUAUCCAUGGUGGGUGGGAGGGCAGUGCGAAUGACUCAAGGGUUUUUGAGGAAGCGAUCAGUGAUCGGAAGCAUGGAUUCCCAUGGCCACCAACAAGGUCGUACUACUUAGUGGAUUCGGGUCUACCAAUUGGCACUAGUUUUCUCCCCCCUCACAAAUCAACUAGGUACCAUGUGCAAGAGUUCAACUCAAGUGGUAGACGGAUAACAUCAAAGAAAGAGUUGUACAACUACAGGCAUUCAUCCUUACGGAUGGUUAUUGAGCGGUCCUUUGGAGUGCUGAAGGCCCGUUUUCCCAUUCUAAAUUUAAUGCCAAACUUCAAGCCAAUUAGGCAGCGGUACGUGGUUAUUGUGUGUUGUGCUUUACACAAUUUCAUACGCAUGAACAAUCGGAGUGAUGAAUUGUUCAGAACAAUAGGAGAGAGUGAUGGCGAAGGUAGUGCGACCAAUGGCGAAGGCGGUGGAGAUGUUAGAGCAUCAACAAGCUCAGCAACCCAAAGGCAUGUACUAGAAAUGUCAACUGCAUCAAAGAGAGCGAUGGGCCAAGUUAGGGACAAUAUCACUGACACAAUGUGGAAUGAUUAUGUUGCUCGUGGCAAUGUGAGAUGAUUAUAUAUUGAAAAUGGAAAUUGACCAUUUCCUUCGCUGCACUAUUUUAGGUUUGUGUAAUUUGGAAUAUUAUGUACUUUUAGUUUAUAAGUAUUUUGGGUCUAUGUAAUUUGGAAUGCUUUAUUAUUGUUAAGGGUGAUGUCCUUGGUUCUUCUUAAGGGUGAUGCAUUUUUUGUGA